Molecule: messenger RNA, 4897 nt
Organism: Monomorium pharaonis (pharaoh ant)
Lineage: Eukaryota; Metazoa; Arthropoda; Insecta; Hymenoptera; Formicidae
Product: bromodomain-containing protein DDB_G0270170
Exons: 3
Coding region: 980-4441 (1153 amino acids)
Biological process (GO): negative regulation of gene expression via chromosomal CpG island methylation; protein ubiquitination
Molecular function (GO): ubiquitin protein ligase activity
Source: RefSeq, a predicted model, not a curated record
UGCCACCGCGCGCGAUUCCCGCAUUUUCCUUCCCUCGCGCACGAGAGACCUCCGAAAAUCUCGUUUUCCCCUCCCCCCCUUUUUUUUCGCGCACUUUAAUCGCUCCCGCCUCCUCGCGCGCGCCUUCACAUUCACACACGCCUUACCGUCCAAAUCAACCGUUAAUUCCCUCGCGUCGUCGACCAAUCGCAGCCGUCGAUGCAAACCGCUAAAUUACGACGCCAAAUUAACGCUCGCUCUCGUUAUCUAUAGAUUCAUCGAUCUAUCUGUAUCAAUAGUCCAGCCGUUUUAAUCGCGCGCCGCUUCGUUCUCUCUUUCUCUCUCUUCCUCUUUCUACACCUUGGCCCUUUAAAGCCGCGCUUCGCGCGUUCAUCUCGCCCCAAAUCGGCAUGUCUAGUGUCGAGAAAGUACGCCGUUUGCUACAAACGAACCUACGUAGUUUCCAAAUACCCGAGUAUCUCCUUUGUUUCGAAUUCGUUAGAACGUCGCGAUUCAAGCACGAUAUGGGACGCGCGCUGAUCCCAAUUCAAUCGCCGAACUCGCUCAAACUUAAUUUCACCAUAUAUUCAAACGAUAAGAUUUGUCCCGUUCGGAUCGCGUUUCUCGCACCUUAGAGCGAAACGGAUGGAUAGUCGGACGAGCGGAGGAAAAAGGACGUCAAGUGCAUGGAGUACAGUUAGUACAGAGGGAGUGCAGCUGGAACACAAACGGAGACCUGUGUGCGGGUUUCGGGUCGCGUGUUUACAUCGUGAAGUUAUCGCGGAGAUGGUGUGUUAUCGACGGGACGGAUGGACGGACGGACGGACGGAUCGCCGCGAUACAGCGGCGGCCAUUUGCAUUUCUCGCGGGGACGGACGAUAGGUCGGUAGGUUCUUCGAAUGUUCCGAAUGGAGAGCGGCGGCGUACCGUCUCGAGUGGCGUGGAGCGCGUCCUAGCGUACUCGACGAGCGUACCCGGGUCGUCGUGCUCGCUCGUGAAGAUGGCGAGGGCGGGCGGCGACGUCUCGAGGACCGUGUGCGCGAAUACAGUUCAGCAGAACGACAGGAGGCUGCGUGAGGCGCGAAUUAAGAAUCAGACGAAGGGCCGAAUUAGACAGGACCUAAACAAGUUGUUCGGCAAGAUCAACCAGGCCGUGGAAGCGAGCACGCUGAAAUCGUCGGAUAAGUCGAGCCCUCCGUACAACAAGAGCGUGUCGAAGUGCUGGUAUGGCCCGGUUCUGGGAUUUCCACCUGGCUCCUGGUGGGGCAUACGCAUGGACUGUUCGAGAGACGGGAUGCAUGAACCGUUCGAUGCCGAUGUACACGAGGGACCGUUUGGCGUUAUCUCUUUGUGCACCUCGCACACCAAUGUCAACGAGGAUGUGGAUCAUGGCGACUAUCUGACGCUCACGGGCCAGGUGUAUCGUGAGGGACAGACCAGCGAAGAUCCGUUCAUUCGCAACUACAAGAAUCAGAUACCGUUAAGAUUAAUACGAAGUUACAAUCUGCAAGAUAAUAUUGCACCUAACACGGGGUAUAGAUAUGAUGGACUGUACGUGGUGAUAGGCUGUUGGAUCGGCAUGGCGCCGGAUGGAACCAGGUACAACAAGUUCGCCCUGGCGCGUCUCACCGAUCAAGGGUCGCCUAGGUGGACUUGUGGCAGAGGCUCAGAAGAGCUGUCUUCCAUGCGACGUUUCAUCCCGCCGUCGACGAAAUUGUUGGGCCACCAUCCAAACACAUACGACCUGAGAAAAUGCUCGAACAGUGGCGUUACUUGCCGGAAGCGGAAGCUUAGUCACGGGCACAGCUGCGAGAAUCUGGCGGUCGUGAAAACGAUACCGACAGUUGACACCAGCCGGCGAUCCGCGCCCGAAAGUUCUAUCGUCACGCGUCACGUCUUCAACAAACAGCCGAGUAACGCGGAGAGCGCAAUCUCGACUUCCGUACCUGAUAAUCAAAGGAUGUUGCUGUGCCUUGGUGCAUCGACCACUAAAACCCACAGUACAAACAUCUCGAUACGCAUGGGCCUGUACGAAUCGUCUCAUAACGCGCAGGACGCGAAAAAGAGCGUCUUGACAAUGCUGCAGAAGCCCGCCAAGCCGCUCGACCUCACCAUUCGUAUGGCACUGGACGCGGAGGGUAGUCGCUUGACACCUAGAGAGGACAGUAGGCCAGAUAUUGAGGUCAGGGCGCGUGUUAAUUCUCAACCGAGUGAAAAUUUAUCUUACAACGGACAUAUCGUGACCGAUACGAAUGCAAACGCUUCCUCGUCGGAUAAUCGUAGGGAAAACGUGUCGUCGGAGAUUGUACACUCAUCAGAACAUUUGUACCCCGUGUUCUCGUCAUUAAAUGGCCUCACGAAUGAUGCGUGCACGAUCGAGCGUAAGGAAUCACCUCAAUGUGCUCAACAACGUCAACACCUACAAAAGCAGUCGAAUAUCGAUAGCGAGUCGGUUACACAGAAAUCGAAUCCCAGUAACGAAGAAUCGUCGAGGAAUUUGGUCGCGACGCACGAAAGAAUCUCGGAAUUCCCCGAUGCACCAGGCGCUGCGUCACCCGUGAUCGCGCAAAACAUCAAAUCCCUAGACUCCCUGACGCCGGACAAGAUUUUGAAUUUGAUCAACAAGGAGAUACACCAUCCGCUGUCCAAGUUACUGAUCGGAAACGUGAUCGGGCUGACCACCGAGGAAUGCGCGAUGUGGAAUGCGGCGAAGAGAGAAACGGCUCCGGAACCUAAGAGAGACAAAAGGCACGUGUCGACGACGGGGGCAAAUCUUAGGAAGAGACGCAAGGGAGCGGACAAUAUAAAAGAAAACGUCGCGUGUUUGGACAACAGAAGAUACUGUAAAUAUUCCAAGUCUGAAAGAUUAUUUUGGAAGGUAGGGAAGCAAGCGGAUGGAGAAAAAUUCGACAAGUUGCUGCCCGCGAUGGAUCGCGAAUCCUGCAACAAUGUGAACAAGAAACGUAAUGAUAACGUUAGGAGAAGCGAUCGAAAUGGCGUGUCGAAGGAGAACAAUGAGUACUUAUCACCGUUUCAUGUACGGACUUCGCUUCGAAUUAUCGCGCAACACACUCGCAGCUCGUAUGACAUAAAGACCCGUUUAAGAACUGAUAAAGGCGCGGUAUUGGCGAAAUCGGAGUUUCCUAACUCGUCGAUCAAGAAGAGCAAAUACAAGAAACGAGAUAGGGAAAUCGCCAACUUGUCGAUAGACGCCAAUUUCGGUCCCGUGACGCGCGGUCCCAGGAACAGGAGAUUGCGAUGCAAAACCAAUGCAUAUGCGAGAUGUUGCAGUACCUUUAAUACCGUAAUAUAUUCGCCCAAUAAGCGAUGCAAGCCUAGUUUCGAACGGAAGAACAAGCUGACUAAUAUCGCUCGUCAACGUGCCGGGGAAAGACAAACUAAGGAUAAGUAUAAGAUGACCAAUAUCGUACAUACAAAGGACAUUAACAGUUCGAUAGGGAACCAAAAAAAUCUCAAAAGUAAUCCUAAUAAUAAUAAUAGUAAUAAUAAUAAUAAUAAUAAUAAUAAUAAUAAUAAUAAUAAUAAUAAUAAUAAUGAAAAUCGCAACAAUCAUAACAAUAACAACGCCAGCAAAAAGAAGGAUAAUGAAACCGUACCGGCUGAUCACAAUGUCACCAAGACUUCAUUCGACCGAAGUCUUCGAAAAAAGCUGACACGGACGAUUCCCUUAUCACAUCGUGCCGCUCAAACGUCGCGGUUACAUUGCUUUCGCAAGAAAACAAAUGAAAAACCCAGCACGAUGGACGCGACGACGCAAUGCAGGCUCGUCUCUGAUAAUUCGGAAGUUUAUGUUAUCGGUCAAUUAAAUGAUCAAAAAGCCAUCUUGAAGAUGGAGUGGGAUAAAUUGGAGAAACUGAAAGAAUCCACGUUGACCGUGUCCGAUCGAGGAACCCAGAUCCAUCAAAUGUCGCGAACGUGCGUUUCCACGUUAACGGAAGAUAACACGAGUCGUAAAAGUGAUGAAGAAUAUACGGAUUUCUUCCUACACGAUAGGGCGUCGGCCUUCGUGCCAGUAAAUGCGUUCAAUAGCGAUCUGCGGAUCGCGCGGCUCAGAUCGAUUGGUUUUAAGCCCAUAACUAAUCCGCGAUCUCCGCUGGUCGACCAAGACUUUGACAUGAUUCAGAAUACUCUUAUGACUACGAGCAAAGUGACGAAACGCGACGUUGCUGAGGAGUAUUAUAAAUAUGCGAAUAACGAGGAUAACAACACGGUCGGUUACAUGGACGAUGAAUUGCAGUAUCAAGAUAUCGAAGAGGAAGAAGAGGAGGAGGAAGAAGAUAAAAAACAGUUAGCUUCGACUGCGUCAACUAUAUUAAGAAUACAAUCUAAAACCGGUAACGUAUUUCCGGAAACGUUACCCUCACGUGAAAAUUUGGAAUCUCCUUGGCACGGUUGGAAGAAAAUUGUGACAAAUAAUCAAUCAUAUUGGAUCGGCUGGUAGUCGAUGGUAGCAUAAUAGGAUAGUGAUAAAUUUAAACAAAGGCAGUAGGAUAGCAAGGGUUGAGAGAAAUGAGUGAGGAAAGGGGGCUAUUCCGGGCGGAUGCAAUCUUCCCUUACUGCGCUACCGAAUAAGGGUGCUUUUUCGCUGUUGCGAUCAGAAAAAUAAACCGUUUUAUUCAAACAUGUACAAUAUUAUAUCUUUAUUUUUUUGCCAAAAAGUAAAAGGCUGUUAAUAACAUUCUAAAUUAUUCUUCUAACAAUAAUAAUACGGUAUUCGAGUUGACUAAACAUAUUUUUUAAGAAAGAAAGCAUCGAUUAUGUAUAAUUAAAAUUUCUUAUAUAUAUUAUAUAUAUAUACAUAUAAAUUAUUCUAUAUAUAUAUAUAUGUAUAUUUUCUAUAUGUGAGGUAUUAUUAACAGAUGUUUUAAUUGUAAAUAAAUAAUGUUCUAUUCAUGUA